CGUGAGAGGAAAAAGGGGGAGAUGGAAGGAUGACGACUAGAGAGUGUAAAAGAGGGAGAGAGGAAGGAAGAGAGAAGACUUUGAGGUACAGUGAAAGCAAAGAGAGACAACUAGAGACCAUGAAUGCAACACGGAGGUUAAAUGACUGUUAGUGUUAGUGUGUCGUCUGUUGGAUAGCAUGUGCACCGGGAGGUUUGAUGUAUAAACGUGCAUGUGAAGCAAGCUUUUUUACUCUCUCCUUUAUUUUCUUCUUGUUUGCAGCUCUGUUCAUUUGUGACGGCAGCCCUGCGGAGACAAAAGGUGGAUUUAUGUCUUACAUGCCAUCCCUCUCAUUUCAUCUUAAAUGGUAAAGGCUAUGACAAACAACUGAAAGAACUUUUGGAUGCAGAGAUCCUGCCCAUGGCGAAAGAGUUCGACAAAAAGCUGAAUGAUGAAACCGUCUAUGAGAAAAGGUUGCAGACAGCCGCAGACAAUUUCAUCGCAGCUGCCUCCAAACUGCCUAGAGAAACAUAUCGUGGAAUUCCUUUCAUGCACCCAUCAGGUUUUCAGAGUGCAGGUGCAGUAUACAACUGUAUUACCUGCCAGUAUGAUUCCUGUGAAUUUCCGCUCGACUGUCCAGUUAAAGAAAUUAAAGCAAUGGAGAACAGCAGGAGCCAAAUGUGGUGUGAAGUGCCAUUUCACUUACCAGACGAUAUGGAGGUGAUCUGGAGGUUUGCAGAAGAGGUGGAAACCCAGCAGGUGGAUCAGUUUAAAGAAGUGACUGCGGGGGUGGACAGGCUCUAUUCCAUCCCUUCAACUAGCUUGCAUCAUCAGGGCACCUACCAGUGUGAGAUCUACUCAGGCCAACGCUCCAUUGUCAGGCUAUACUACUAUCUCACAGUGACCCCCCAGGUUGUGGCAGGCCACACAGAGCUGCAGGAGAUAUUCGACCUGUCUCUGCUCCCAGGAGGGCGGUUACUCCCUGCGUCUGGUGGGCCCCCCUACCCCCACCUCCUCCUCCCCUCGCCACUGCUUCUCACCGCCUGUUUAACUGCUUUGCUUCUGCUGCUGUUCCUAUCCCUGGGAGCUUUUUAUUGGUCAUCAAAACCAGAGAAAACAAGUCAAGCUGAACAAGAAGAUGGAGAUGUAGAUCUGGGAUUUUUGAAAGGUGGGAAGAUACAUGUCGUGCAAUAAAGGCAUUUCAUCAA
Molecule: messenger RNA, 1187 nt
Organism: Perca flavescens (yellow perch)
Lineage: Eukaryota; Metazoa; Chordata; Actinopteri; Perciformes; Percidae
Gene: spaca6
Product: sperm acrosome associated 6
Exons: 9
Coding region: 400-1173 (257 amino acids)
Biological process (GO): fusion of sperm to egg plasma membrane involved in single fertilization
Source: RefSeq, a predicted model, not a curated record